GUGGGAGUGACUGAGGAAGGAGGCAGAGGAAGGAAAUAGGAAACACGCAGGGCACACAAUUAUCUGAGCAGCAAACAAACAGGCAGACGCUGUCUGCUUGAGGGCUUCAACAAGAGGUGGUCAUCCAUGCUAAGCACCGGGAGAAUGGAGGAAUUCGUGACCGAAGAGGAGGAACCGUGGUACGACCAGCAGGACCUGGAGCAGGAUCUCCACUUGGCGGCGGAGCUUGGAAAAACUUUGCUGGAGAGGAACAAGGAGCUGGAGGACUCCCUGCAGCAGAUGUACAUCACUAAUGAGGAGCAAGUGCAGGAGAUUGAGUACCUGUCAAAGCAGCUGGAUGUCCUGCGGGACAUGAAUGAGCAACAUGCUAAAGUGUACGAGCAGCUGGACGGCACUGCCAGAGAACUGGAAAUCACAAACCGCACACUGGUGAUGGACAGCAAGGCCUCCCAGCAAAAGAUAGAAAGGUUGACAGGCACCAUCGAGACGCUGCAGCAGCAGGUGGAGAAUCUCUCUGGACAGGUGGAGCAGCUUCGCUCCAUGGAGCAGCUCCGAGUGAGGCGGGAAAAGAGGGAGCGACGCAAGACCAUCCACUCCUUCCCUUGCCUGAGGGAGCUUUGCACAGCGCCCAGAUAUGAGGAUGGGUUUGUGGUGGGCAGGGCCGAGAGCUUUACUUUGGAUGCGAAGCGGCAGCCUCUCGAAGAAGAGAACGAGCGUCUGAGGGAGGCGGUGUCGGCCCUGAGAUCGGCCGUCCGGGCCGAGAGGGGUCGCAGGGAGGGGGCGGAGAGAGAGUGCCACGUUCUUGUGGGCGAGUUCUCCCGUUUGGAGACGCGGGUGCAGGAUGCCGAGAGCUGCCAGGUGAGGGUGCGGGAGCUGGAGGUGGAGCUCCAGGAGCUGCAGCAGCUACGUCGCGCCCGGGCUUUCCUGCUGAACAGCGAGGACGACGGCGUGGCUCUCACCCAGACUCUGCUCAACAGCACCCCGGAGACGGACACUUUCCUGGAUGGGGAUGCGGGAGACACAGGCGGAGGCGUGAGGGAGGAGACAGAGGGGGGAGGCGGUGUGGGAGGAGAGGCCCUCCCCGCGUCCAGCCCGGUGAGGAAGAGCUGCAGCGACACGGCGCUCAACGCCAUCGUAGCCCGGGACGCGUCCGGCCGCAGGAGGGGCAGCUACGCCCUGCAUGCCAACAGCGUGAGGAAGAGAGGGAUGUCCAUCCUCAGGGAAGUGGACGAGCAGUACCACGCCUUACUGGAGAAAUACGAGGAGCUGCUAGGGAAGUGCCGGCGCCACGAGGAGAGCCUGUGUCAUGCCGGCGUGCAGACGUCCCGACCCGUCUCACGAGACCCCUCCAUGAAAGACUGUGCCAUGGGCCCCACCCCGGCGCCUCCGCCCACCCCCACCCAGUCGCCCUCCACGCCUGAGGCCAUCGAAAGCAUCAGCAAACAGGUGGAGGCUGUGGACAAGCGGCUGGGACAGAACACUCCAGAGUACAAAGCUCUUUUUAAGGAGAUCUUCUCUCGUAUCCAGAAGACCAAGACGGACAUCAAAGCCUCCAAAGCCGCUAAAGCGAGCAAACACGGGAAGUCUGGCAAAUCUAGUAAACAAUAAUGGUAACCGGUCAGGUGUAGAGCGUAUGAUUAUGUGCUUUUUCAGUGUUCAGUGCUUGAGAUUAUGAACAGGGGUUCACUCUGGCCCCUGUCUGAUACAAAGCACUCUCAUGUCUGUUGCAAAAGUACCCCGUAACUUUAAGUUCACUUCAGCCUCGCAGUCAAAUUAGAAAGCAGACGUUUCAUCCAUAAGUGAAACCUUCCAGCAUACAGUAAAAUCUGCUCUGCAUGAUAUUAACUCAGUGGAAUUCAGGCAUAUCUAUAAAACAUGACAAUGGAUUUCUAACUGUAUUUCAUUUGACCCAUCUUCUCUUAUUUAGUGUUCCUAUUAAACCUGUACUGUCCUCACUGUCUAACUUUGCCUAAGAGAUAUAAACACCUUCUGUAAUCCAUACUGCAGUUCUGAUACAUCAGACAGCAACAUGUCUCUUGUAAUAGUCUUGCCGAGUGCACUCAGCAUUAAAGCUUCACAUCAGAAAACUGUAUCUAUGAGAAGAACAUGAACUGAACUCUUCAGUCUCAUAUUACAAAAUAGGAAUAUGACCUGUGGAGCUCAGCAUCGUGGAUCUUUCUGUGAUAUCGUCCGUCCAGUUAGACGGGACGUUGAUUCUAUCCUCAGUGCUCUCUGUCUCAAGAAUGAACUUGAGGUGCUAAUAAUUCCUGUACCAGUAUAUCACUAUAUAUUAAUUAAUAUUCUAUUUUAAAUCAAAAUAAGCCUUUUGCCUGGAGGACAUUGCUUCUACCUUGCACUGCUCUGUGUGUAUGACCUUAGUACUGUAUUUUAUACUGUAGGGAUGCCUCACACCAUCGCCCAGAGAUUUAACCCCAGUGCUUACCUGCUUUCUGUCCAACUCAGUGCGCACAGGCAAUUGGAUAUCAAGCAACAAAGGGACCCGCACUCUUGUUUAUGUAGAUCCAAGGGUGGUUUUCACUUUUCAGUAAAAUACCUUAUCCUUCCACUGUGAUUCUUAGUGUCGUCGCACCUCAAGAUAUUGCUCUUAGAAAGAGGAGGCAUCAUUAUUGGUUUAGAACAGUGAGCAAUAUCUAUAUAAUUGAAGAUUUUACAUGCAAACUUAAAGUGAAAUAUGAUGCCCACCUAGUAGAAGCCACCCUGCGCCUUCUUUUCUUUUUAGAUAUGCUUGGAUUUGGUCAUGCGGAGGGUGAGGGAAUGAUACAACGUGCUAAAUGCUAAAAAGCUGCUGCCUACUCUUAGUGACAAGAUGCAAAAGACAAUCUGCAGAUUGUUGUCUCCUUGUUUCCUGGGCAUUAUGAACACUACACAUUAUGAUACAGUAUAUCAAACUGCUAAAGGCUGUGAAAUAGACGUGUUGCUUGGUUAAGUAAAAUGUAAUGUUGUUGAAUGUUUGUAUUUAUACCAUAUCUAUGAUAUAAGCAAUUUUUGGGUUGUUGAGAAAGAGGUUGCUCUGUUGUCUCACCUUCUCUAACAAACCAAGAAAGUAAAAAACAAAAUAUAACAUGCAUAACUGUGAUUGUGAUAGUAAAAACUGAGACCUGCGGAACCCUAAAGGAGAAUAGCUUGAACAUGUAUGUCCAUAAAAACAUACAGGGACAUGGAUACUUGUAAAAGAAAAUGAGUGCGCAUGGUAAAAACGCUUAUGUUACAAUAAGUCAAAUAAUCGUGGGAGCAUUUCUUUCAUAAAGUGUUGAGUCUAUUUUUCUUUUGUUAUAGCUAAACCAAUGUGUAUGUUAACUGUCACAAGUAGAAGACUUCAACGUAGGCCUUUGUCUAACAAGAGCAAUCUACCAAACUAUAAAACUAACAAACCUGCAACCGUAUUGCACCUUUUUCACAGUAUACAAUACCUAUGCCUUUUCUUGGGUAACUUCCUAUAUAAACCUUUGUUAUAAUGAAUGUUCUAGCAUAGCUAAUAUUUUAUAUCUGAUUCAUAAGUAACUCAAAGUGGAAGACAUAACCAAGCUUGAAACCUUACAUUUGUGGAACUGACGACAAUACACUCGUGAUCAGUGCUGUUGUGAGUUGUGACUAAAACCUGUGUAGGAUCAUAGGAUGGAUGUUCAUCUGCAAGCUGGUACUGAAAUCAGAGAGGAAUCUUGUUGCCUUCUCAUAAACUAGUGGUAAACUGUCAGUCCUAGAAAAGGUCGCUCUUGUUUGUGGUGUGCAAAGUGCAUUUGAGGCCAAUAUGGCCAAUGACAUGGCUGGUUGAGUGAUUCAAGCUGUUGACAGGAAGAAGGGAGUAAAAUCUGUUUUUGUAGAGGAAAACGAUGCCAAACCCAGAGCCUAACAUCAGUCUUUUGGAGGCUCACAAGGUUUCUGUACUGUAAUAUGUCUUAUCUAUUGCACUUGAAAAUUGUUUUGACGCCUCAAUUUUUUCAUAUUUAGGAUAGCUAAUAUUUAUUUGUGUGUGUGAAUGUUAAUGUCUUCUACUUUUUGUUUUUGUGCCUAAAUGUGAAUGUCACUAACAUAUCGUCAGAGUAAACCUAUUUCAUUUGCUUUGCUUUCAUCAUCCAGUUUAAAUGUGUGUAUUAUUAGUUACUGGCAUUAAAGAUUAGUCUGGUAUUAGUUCACAUCCUUACUGAACUAAAAAAUAUAUUUACCAAGUUAAUAAAGCAUUGAUAUAAAGCCUC
Myripristis murdjan (pinecone soldierfish) is the source of this 4214-nucleotide messenger RNA. RefSeq names its product cerebellar degeneration-related protein 2-like. The transcript has 7 exons. The record is from RefSeq and is a predicted model, not a curated record. The coding region runs from base 127 to 1608 and encodes 493 amino acids. NCBI's taxonomy places the organism in Eukaryota, Metazoa, Chordata, Actinopteri, Holocentriformes, Holocentridae.